Acaulospora morrowiae is the source of this 270-nucleotide messenger RNA. Lineage: Eukaryota; Fungi; Glomeromycota; Glomeromycetes; Diversisporales; Acaulosporaceae. The record is from the annotation of a GenBank genome assembly.
AUGGCUGUCUCUUCAACUGCGAAUGUAGCUCGGUGGUCCGCGCUAGUUCUUGGUAUUACUUAUGGUUUUUGGCACCAAAGUUCACUGGUAAAAUCAGAACAAGCGAAAGCAACGAUAGAAAAUUAUCACCACAAGGAGGAAUUAAUUAGGAAGGCAAAGGCUGCCUACGCUGCACAGCAGGCCGCUAAAAAUCCAACAAAAGAUCCGAAUGAUCCCGCAUUUGAUUUAGAAAAACUCAUCAUCUACUACGGUACACAAGAGGAACUUUAA